ACUUGGUCUGUGCGGGAGAAGUUCGUUGUUGCGCGGGGGAUCAGCGCGCAGAUGUAAACAUUCGUGUUUCCUUUGGUUUGACCUAAAAGCCGCGAGAUGAUAAUUUAGUGAAUCGUUUGCGGUCUUACGAUGACUGACAUGGAGGACAAGGUCCAGAAGUCCGCGAACAAGAAGUUCUGCAGCGUGCCAGACUGCAAAGGACAAGGGGCGAGCAUGUUUCAUAAGUUUCCCUUGGACGAGGCCGUCAAACGAAAGUGGAUUGAGACAUGUCACAUAACCAAGCCAGUCACCACUAAUAGCUAUAUUUGCAGCUCACAUUUUUCCGAGGAGGACUACUCCUGUUUGAAACCCAAGAGACUGCGGAGAUUUGUUGUUCCGUCAAAAAAAUUGAUCCACGAAGAGCCUGAUUUUGAAGAGUUUGAUCCUGAAAAGGAGAUAUCAGGCGCCAAACAAAAUGAUCCAGGGGCUGUAUUACCUACGUUUGUCAAAGUAGACAUUCUUUCUCAUAAGAUGCAUGGUGAUGCAAAAACUGCUGCAGAAGUUUUAGAGUUAGAGAAGCCAACAAUAGGUCAAUUCAAACAGAUCAAAAGAGUAUGCUGUAUAUCAGAUUGCCAUGCAAAAUCAUCGCAAAGAACGUUUUUUCAUACUUUUCCAAAACUUAAAAGGAUUUACCAACAAUGGUAUACAGCUUGUAAUUUAAGUGGACCUGUGAAAUAUCCAUUAUUUGUGUGCAAUUCUCAUUUCAGAAAAGAAGAUUACUUGAAUCUGGAUUCAAAGACGCCGAUUUUGAAAAGUAAUGCUAUUCCAUGCUUGAACAUGCCUAGAAAACCAAAGUUUAGAGUGGUGUUUAAAGAAGAAAACAAUGAGAAAGAGACAUCUAUAACUGUCGCAAAAGAUGGCGAAGACAAGGAGAAAGUAACUACAAUUAUUUAUGUCCCGAAAAAUUGUAAAAGCGUAGUUGCAGCAGAUUCUGAGCCAGUUCAAGUUGUAAAAGCUCAAGAUUACAAAAAUAAGUCUAUGCCGAAAAAUGCUUCCAACGUUCUACAAAAUCAAAAUCCUAUAAAAACAGCUACUCAGCAAGAAAAAGUUAUUGUAAAAAUACAAAGUAAUGCUAUUACUAAGAACCAAAGUAAAGUAGUAGUACAACAAAAACAGAGUACAGACAAAGAGGAACAGCCUAAUACAAGUGAUAACGAAGUAGAAAUUACAAGUGUGCUUAUAAAAAAUGAUUCUCAUCAUCAUAAGCCUAACAGUACAGUAAGAACAAAAGAAGAAAAGAAAAAUACUGUACCAAAGUACCUUCAAGUUGCUAAUGAACGAAUUAAAAAAAAUGUAUCAGCUAUAACCUUGUGUGCUGAUUGUGGUCAGUACACAACCGUUAGCGACGAAGAUUUGAUAGAUAUUAAGAAAAAUCCCGAGACUUUAGCAGCUGAAGCUCUAUUAGAGUUACAAGAAGUAAAUCCACCAAACGAGGAUGAACGAACAGUGAUCACAAGAAAAGGAAUUGAAAUCUGUGAUAGAGUAAUUCGAAAGAAACGUUUUUCCUUGCUAGGUUUAUUGAAUAAUGAUUUGGAGCUAAUGGCCUUUACUGGGAUCAAUAUAGCACUACUGGACAGAUUAGCAAACGCGGUGACAUCAGCAGAGGGUCCCAAAUGUGUAGCAAAAAUCUCGCAUCCUCCUAGAGAAAGGAUAGCUCUGUGUCUUUGUAAACUACGUACUAAUUUAUCGUUUCGCUCGUUAGCAGCUAUGUUCGGAUUAACGCAGAUCGUUUGUUCAAGUUAUUUUUUCGCAAUGGUGCGAACGCUAGCUGGAAUAUUGAAGCAUACGAUAUAUUGGUCAAAAACUGAAGAAUUACUGAAGAAUUUGCCCGAAGCCUUUCAAUCGUUCAAACAGACCAGAGUGAUAUUGAAUUGCACUGAAGCGGAAAUUGAAAAGCAGAGGUGCCCGAAGUGCAAAUACGAACUGUUAGAGAAGAAGAUAGAAUAUGAAUCGGUGAAAUUCGUACUAGGCGUAGCCCCCAACGGUUUGGUGAUUUUCAAAAGUAAGACUUUCGAUGCCCAAGGGGAGGACACGUCCGUGUUCACACAAACGGCACUCUUAGAAAGCCUAGACCCGAUGAAAGAGGCAAUAAUGGCAGACAACAGCUUGAAUAUCGAGGCCGAAUGCGUAGAACGUAACAUUACGCUGAUAAAAGCAUUGAGGCUCGAGAAGAAUAAGCAAUACAGUGCGAAAGACGUUGAGUUGAUAAAAAACGUAUGCGCUGCUCGAGUUCACGUGGACAGAACGCUUCAGAGGAUAAAAAUGUACAAAGUUCUUCAAACGAAAAUUUCUUGGAGACUUCUGCCCUACCUGGACGACAUUUGUACGAUAGUUGCAGGAGUGGUUAAUUUGAAAAAUCCUAUUCUCCCGGACGACGUGCACUUGGCGCAGGCUGGACUGAAGGUCUAAGAAAUCGAUUCUUCGUGCACAUACUUAGCUUAAGGUAUUUUUUUUUUAUAAAAAAGAAGAUGUAUAUAAACGCAUAAAAAUUGUUGCGAUUGAAACGUUGACAUAUAGAGUUUUAAUAAUAUUAUUAUAUGAAAAAAGAAGACGAAUCGAAGUAUCGAAAUCCUUUUUUUAUUGUUUUCUAACAUAAUGCGUAUGAGAGAUCUGUAUACUAGUGAGACUGUAUCCACGCCGUAUCCAACCACCGUAUGCAUUAUGUAACAGCAUAAUUUUCGUUCAAAGUGUUUUUCCAAUCAAUAAAACCCGUUCAUUCCUGUA
Nasonia vitripennis (jewel wasp) is the source of this 2763-nucleotide messenger RNA. RefSeq lists its product as uncharacterized. Lineage: Eukaryota; Metazoa; Arthropoda; Insecta; Hymenoptera; Pteromalidae. The record is from RefSeq and is a predicted model, not a curated record. The coding region runs from base 130 to 2448 and encodes 772 amino acids. The transcript is spliced from 6 exons.